Acytostelium subglobosum LB1 is the source of this 1128-nucleotide messenger RNA. RefSeq lists its product as hypothetical. The coding region runs from base 1 to 1128 and encodes 375 amino acids. The record is from RefSeq and is a predicted model, not a curated record. Lineage: Eukaryota; Evosea; Eumycetozoa; Acytosteliales; Acytosteliaceae. Gene Ontology annotation, cellular component: intracellular membrane-bounded organelle; cytosol; membrane. The transcript is spliced from 3 exons. Gene Ontology annotation, molecular function: sterol binding.
AUGGCAAAGUCAGCGAGUAAAAAGUAUCAAGAGGAUGUUGGAGAGAGCAUACCUGAGGAGUUCAAGAAACAAAUGGAGACACCGGCAGCCACUACUGAUGUUGAGGAUGAACCAUCACUUGUGUCCACUUUGAUCAAGAACAUAAAGAUUGGUGGAGACAUGAACACAAUGAACAUCAGUGGUGCACAUAUCCAAGCCAAGUCAUCACUUGUCUUCUAUCCCGAGGCCUUCCUCCACUUUGAUCUGCUCACAGUUUGUAACGACAUGGAGAGCGCUCAAGAUCGUAUGCUCCAAGUGUUCAAGUUUGCCUUGUCCACUGGAUACUUGCCGGAUGAUCUCACCAAGAAGCCAUUGAACCCGGUACUGGGUGAGACAUGCCAGUACGAUAUCAAGUUCCCCGAGAAGAACUACGUCGUUGAGUCAAUCUCGGAGCAACUCUCUCAUCACCCACCCAUCUGUUCCAGCACAGCCUUUGACAAGAAGGCUGGUAUCUCUGCCACCUUCUACGCACCCAUGAGACUAAACUUCAUGGGAACAUACGUUAAGUUGACCAUCGAUGGCAACAUGGAGGUUCGUCUAGAUAAGUUUAACGAGGUCUACACCGUUACACAGCCAAUACUUGCUGUGCGUAUCUUCCGUGGCUUUUGCGAGUACAUUGGCGACAGUAUCAUCACCUGUUCCAACUCGAAAUAUCGCACCAAGUGCACAUUCCAUGCCAAGCCAAUGUUCUAUGGCCAGUACAAUUUGAUUGAUGCAACAGUGUACAAUGGCAAGGAGAAGUUACAAAAGAUCAAGGGAUCAUGGGACAAGGAGUUGUCCAUAACAACAUAUAAGAAGGAGGACAGCAAGCCAUUCUUCAAUCUCGAGAGUCUAAAGGGAGCCAAGGGUGUGAUGGAGGAUGUUGCACCAGAGAAGCUGCUGCCUACCGACUGGACCUUCGCAUGGAAGGGUUUACUCGAUGCAGUCAAGACCAACCAACCCUCAAGAGUUCUGUCCCGCGAGAAGUCUAAAGUUGAGGAGCACCAAAGGAAGCUUGCAGCUGAGCGCAAGGCCAAGGGUGAGAUUCACACGCCAGCCCUAUUCGCUCAAGAUAAGAACGGAUCAUGGGUUCUCAAGGAGACUCUCUAG